AUGUCUCUCUGCAUCUGUCUCUCUAUCUCUGCCUCCUUCUCUGUCUCUCUCUACAUCUGUCUCUCUCUGUCUCUGCCUCCCUCGCUGUGUCUCUCUGCAUCUCUGUCUCUCUAUCUGUCUCUGCCUCCCUUCUGCAUCUGUCUCUACCUCUCUGUCUCUGCAUCUGUCUCUCUGUCUCUCUCUCUGCAUCUGUCUCUCUAUUUCUAUCUCUGCCUCCUUCUCUGUCUCUGCAUCUGUUUCUCUCUCUGUCUCUGCCUCCCUCUAUGUCUCUCUGCAUCUGUCUCUCUAUCUCUGUCUCUGCCUCCCUCGCUGUCUCUCUCUGCAUCUCUCUGUCUGUCUCUGCCUCCCUUCUGCAUCUCUCUAUCUCUCUCUAUCUCUGCCUCCUUCUCUGUCUCUCUAUCUCUGCCUCCUUCUCUGUCUCUCUGCAUCUCUCUAUCUCUGUCUCUGCCUCCCUCGCUGUGUCUCUCUGCAUCUCUCUAUCUCUUUCUCUGUCUCUACCUCCCUGUCUCUGCAACUCUGUCUCUCUAUCUGUCUCUGCCUCCCUUCUGCAUCUGUCUCUGUCUCUCUCUGCAUCUAUCUCUAUCUCUGCAACUCUGUCUCUCUCUCUCUGUCUCUGCCUUCCUCUCUGUCUCUCUGCAUCUGUCUAUCUCUGUCUCCCUCUCUGUCUCUCUCUGCAUCUGUCUCUCUAUCUCUAUCUCAUUCUCUGUCUCUCUCUGCAUCUCUCUAUCUUUCUCUGUCUCUACCUCCCUUUGUGUCUCUGUAUCUCUCUGUCUCUGCCUCACUUCUGCAUCUGUCUCUACCUCUCUGUCUCUGCAUCUGUCUCUCUAUCUCUGCCUCCCUCUCUGUCUCUCUCUGCAUCUGUCUCUCUCUCUGUCUCUGCCUCCCUCGCUGUGUCUCUCUGCAUCUCUGUCUCUCUAUCUCUGUCUCUGCCUCCCUUCUGGAUCUGUCUAUCUCUAUCUUUGACUCCCUCUCUCUCUCUCUCUGCAUCUGUCUAUCUCUGCAACCCUCUCUAUCUCUGCAUCUCUCUAUCUCUGUCUCUGCCUCCCUUCUGCAUCUGUCUCUGCCUCCCUCUCUAUCUCUCUCUGUCUCUGCCUCCCUCUCUUUCUCUCUCUGCAUCUGUCUCUCUAUCUCUGCCUCCUUCUUUGUCUCUCUCUGCAUCUGUCUCUCUAUCUCUGUCUCUGCUUCCCUCGCUGUGUCUCUCUGCAUAUCUCUGUCUCUCUAUCUCUGUCUCUGCCUCCCUUCUGCAUCUGUCUAUCUCUAUCUUUGCCUCCCUCUCUGUCUCUCUGCAUCUGUCUCUCUAUCUCUGCCUCCUUCUCUGUCUCUCUCUACAUCUGUCUAUCUCUAUCUCUGUAACCCUCUCUGUCUCUCUCUCUGUCUCUGCCUCUCUGCAUCUGUCUCUCUAUUUCUAUCUCUGCCUCCUUCUCUGUCUCUCUCUGCAUCUGUUUCUCUCUCUGUCUCUGCCUCCCUCUAUGUCUCUCUGCAUCUGUCUCUCUAUCUCUGCCUCCUUCUCUAUCUCUCUCUGCAUCUGUCUCUCUAUCUCUGUCUCUGCCUCCCUCGCUGUGUCUCUCUGCAUCUCUGUCUCUCUAUCUCUGUCUCUGCCUCCCUUCUGCAUCUGUCUAUCUCUAUCUCUGCCUCCUUCUCUGUCUCUCUCUGCAUCUGUCUCUCUGUCUCUGCCUCCCUCGCUGUCUCUCUCUGCAUCUCUCUGUCUCUCUCUGUCUGUAUCUGCCUCCCUUCUGCAUCUCUCUAUCUCUCUCUAUCUCUGCCUCCUUCAUUGUCUCUCUCUGCAUCUCUUUCUCUUUCUUUGUAUCUGCUUCCCUUCUGUAUAUGUCUAUCUCUGUCUCUACCUUCCGCUUUCUAUCUCUCUGCAUCUCUCUCUAUCUCUGCCUCCCUCGCUGUCUCUCUGCAUCUGUCUCUCUAUCUCUGUCUCUGCCUCCCUUCUACAUCUGUCUCUAUCUCUGCCUCCCUCUCUGUCUCUCUAUCUCUGCCUCCCUCGCUGUCUCUCUCUGCAUCUAUCUCUAUCUCUGCCUCCCUCGCUGUGUCUCUCUGCAUCUCUGUCUCUCUAUCUCUGUAUCUGACUCCCUUCUGCAUCUGUCUCUAUCUCUACCUCUAUGCCUCUGUCUCUCUCUGCAUCUCUCUGUCUCUUUAUCUCUGUAUGUCUCCCUUCUGCAUCUGUCUAUCUCUCUGUCUCUGUCUUCCUCUUUCUCUCUCUCUGCAUCUGUCUCUAUUUCUGCCUCCCUCUCUGUCUCUCUCUAUCUCUGUCUUUGUCUCUGUGUGUCUGUACUUUUGUCUCUGCCUUCCUCUUUCUCUCUCUCUGCCUCUCUGUCUCGCUCAGCCUCUUUGUCUCUCUCUGAAUCUCUUAUACAAAUUCCCAGUGUCUUUUCCCCUUGCAUCACUCCAUCACCUCUCGUCUCUUAUCUCGUUUCCUCCUUUUUCUCCUCCAUGGUUUCUUCCCUCACAUCCUUGCUUCUUAUCCCAUUUCUCCCCCUUUCAGUUUCUUUUGUCUUUUUAUUGCUUCUCUUUCCGUAUCCAUCUCUUGUCUUUCUCUCACUAUCUCUUUGCCACACUAUGUCUUUCUCUCUUCACUCUGCCUGCAUCUGGCUUUCUCUUUCAUUUCCUUUCCCACAAUCCCUCUCCCUUCUGUUCUAUCUUCUACUCAAAACUUUCUCUAUUUUGUCUAAAUCCCACCCCAUAAUACCUAGUAAUUGCCUUUGCCCUUUCAUGACUCUGAUCAUACAUAAAGAGCAAAAAUGAACUCUGGGAUUCAUUGAGUCCAAUUCUGUUAUAACAGAAGAUGGAAACUCAGCAACUGGACCUACAUUUUCCAGUGAGAAAUAUUAACUGAAUGUUUGCCAGGAUGUAAACUGAGGUCUUUCUGACUUCCAGGCAGAGUCCAUUAGUAGACCUGGCUCUUUUACUCUACAUAUUCCUCCCCUAGCAUAGAUUUCUAUUUCCUGUGGAUACUUAUUUCUCCUCACCUGCUUUCCUCCUAGAUCUCUCUCUCUAUUAGCAGGCUAAGCCAAGUGGACGUCCUUUUCUCCCUCUGGGAUCUAGAGGAUGGUUGAGUUGGUCUGUCCUUAGACAUGAUCAAAUCUCACCAACUAAGUUUCCUCAGCAGAAACCAGAGGCAAACAGUGAUUAAGGACUCCUCAGUAUCAGAGCUUGUCAGUAGCUCUGGAGGAAUUAAAACUCAACGAGUUAAUUCCAAGUACUCGAUAUAAUAGGUCGUGUCUUCUACACUUUCCAGGUGCCUCUUCCCUUACGUAUCUGCCUUGCCUGAGCUCCCUUAUUUCUAUUCCGCAUCUUCAUCCAUAACGGUCUGUUCCCUAUGUGUGUCUAUCCCUCUGUCUCUCAAGCAGCUCUGUUUCUGGUUUUCUCUCGCUCACUAGUUAUUUUCCCCUAUACAUCAGUUUGGUUCUCUCAUUCUAUUUCUCUUCCUGUCUCUGUCACAAUUUGCUUCUCUAUCAAUCCCUCUCUACCUCCUCCUCAAAAGCUUUUUUUUAUUUCCUUCUUCUAAUUCCCAGGCAAUAGCAACUAGCCUUUUCUUUUGCUGCUUACUAUCAUCAGGAACAUAGAUGUAGAGCCAGAAGGAA
Molecule: messenger RNA, 3590 nt
Organism: Antechinus flavipes (yellow-footed antechinus)
Lineage: Eukaryota; Metazoa; Chordata; Mammalia; Dasyuromorphia; Dasyuridae
Product: serine-rich adhesin for platelets-like
Exons: 2
Coding region: 1-963 (320 amino acids)
Source: RefSeq, a predicted model, not a curated record